This is a messenger RNA of Hypoxylon trugodes, 1401 nucleotides long. RefSeq names its product catalase-like domain-containing protein. The coding region runs from base 221 to 1315 and encodes 364 amino acids. Gene Ontology annotation, molecular function: heme binding. The transcript has 4 exons. NCBI's taxonomy places the organism in Eukaryota, Fungi, Ascomycota, Sordariomycetes, Xylariales, Hypoxylaceae. The record is from RefSeq and is a predicted model, not a curated record.
GACGGCAUGAGUGAUACCGUUUAGUACACGUCACCGCUUUGUUAAGGCUUCACCAUGUCCAAAUCAAGAUGUUCUGUUGUCAAACCUUGCAAUUGGAUAUUUCCAAAUUUUUAUGAUGAGUGUUACUGCGGGUGGCCAGGUGAAGGAUCCGAGCCGUUGAGUGCAACCUCCAAAAAGGCGCAUAGCGUGUCGAGCGAUCAACUACCAAUAGUCUAUCACGAUGACUUCAAAUCAAUGGGCAACUUUAGUAAGUAGAAAGUAUGUCCCCUGGGAUGCGGCAGGUGUAGAAAAAAUUCCGCCUCACGAGGAAGAGGACAUGAAGGCCGUAAUCGCGCAGAUCAAUGAGAUGCAGCAGCGCCAAUACAAUAAAACCCGACAUUGUUAUGGUGGUACUCAUGCAAGGACGCAAGGCAUUGUCAAAGGGAGAUUUGUCGUACCCGGUGACCUACCUAGUCAUUUGAAGCAAUCGGAGCUCUUCAAAGAGGCCGGAGAAUACCCCGUCGCUUGUCGAUACAGCUCGGAACCGGGGGAUCCAGGACUUGAUGAUCGUAUUCCUCAACCGCGGGGUUUCGCCAUGAAGAUAUUCAACGUGAACGGCGAGAUGUUUGAUGCUGGUCAAGAUUACCCGACUCAAGAUAUCGAGUUUAACAGCACACCAGCAAUUGAGUUGGCUGACACCAAAACUACAAGAGAGAUUUUGGAUAUCCGUCUAAUGUGUGGUGGCGACGAGCGGGAAUUGCGUGAUCAAUUGAAAAAGCGUUCCGACUACGAACUUCAGGUUUCGCGAGACCAAGUACCGAACAAGCACCUUGAGUCCAUGCGGUGGUACUCACAAUCCGCUUAUCGCUUUGGUAACUACGUCAUGAAAUACAGGCUCGUUCCGUCGACGGAAACGCAGCGCAAACUUGCGGAAGAAACCGUGAAGCCGGAAAACAGCGACGACAUCCUUCAUUUGUGGUUGCAAAAUUUCCACACCACCCAUGACGCCGAGUUCUUGUUUGAGGUGCAGCUCCUUGAGAACUUAGAGGAGCAGCCGGUCGAAUACGCUGGUACAAUUUGGGACGAGAAAAAGUACCCUUGGCAGCCCGUCGCCGAGCUCGUCAUCCACAAGCAGGACAGUUGGAGUUAUUCGAGGAAAGCGUUUUGGGAGGAUCACAUCAGGCUUGAUCCGUGGCAUGGUCUCAUAGCUCUCCAACCGUUGGGUAGUUCAAACCGAUUAAGACGAGUCCUAUACCCGGCCAGCAGUGCCUUGAGGCGAAAAAUGAAUGCGAGACAAGAAAUAAACAUUAAGACUAUUGGCGAGAUUCCUGGGUAAGAUCAAUACAUUUGAUCUGCCGGUUCCGGGGAUAACCAAAUUUUAUUGUCUUCCUACGUCGCAUCUAGGGCUCGCAUACUCUACGU